ACAAUGUACUUUGUGCAGGGAACGCUCUGUAUGGAUGCGCGCGAGCUGUCGUAAAAGUGCCUCUCGCUGUGUGGUGCCAGGUGUUGCCCAGGGGUACAAGUCAACCCCACUAUUGACAAAAGCACAAGUUGCAUAAGUCACAGAACAACGUAUGUACUAUACUUUUUUUACUGAGGUUGGUCGCUAAGACGUAAGGGCCAUUCAUCCCGCUCGCACCCAACGGUUAAGGCUUAGCGCACUGGCGUAGCAGUAAAUUGAAGACGACUUUGCAUUAUAUACAAAUAGGAUAGCAUGUCGUCGGCAGCGGAAAAACCAAAAGUCGAUGCUGCCAGCCGCGCCUUUUCACGGUUCGGCCUGUCGGGCCGUACCGCACUCGUCACCGGGGCAACUCGGGGCAUUGGAAAAGCAAUUGUUGAGGAGCUUGCAGGCCUCGGCGCAGAUGUGUACGUGUGUGCCCGAAGCGCUGAAGACCUGGAGGCCAGACUUGCGGAGUGGCGCACAGCCGGACUUGCCGUAAGGGGCAGUGUGUGUGACGUGUCGGAGCGGCAGCAGCGGCUGCAGCUUGCGGAGCGAGUGGCCGCGGAGUUUGGGGGCAAGCUGCACAUCCUAGUCAAUAACGUGGGCACGAACAUCCGUAAACCCACAGUGGAAUACACGGAGGAGGAGUUCAGCUUCAUGAUGCGGACCAACGUGGAAUCCGCGUACCACCUCUGCCAGGCCUGUCAGCCACUGCUGGCUGCAAGCGGGGACGGCUGCAUCGUGUUCAACACCUCGGUUGCAGGAGGACCCACAGCCAUGCGCUCUGGAACGCUGUACGCCAUGAGUAAGGCCGCACUGAAUCAACUGACCAAGAACCUGGCGUGCGAGUGGGCGGGCGCAGGCAUCCGGGUCAACUCGGUGGCUCCCUGGUACACAGCCACGGACCUGGCGCUACAGGUGCUGCAGAAUGAGUCAUUCAAGGCGGAGGUGCUGUCACGGACACCACUCAAGCGGAUCGCGCAACCUGAGGAGGUGGCGGGCACUGUGGCCUACCUGUGCAGCCCCGCCGCCGCCUACGUGACGGGGCAGAUCAUCCAGGUGGACGGCGGCUACUCGGUGAUGGGCCUCUACUGAUCUGCCGCCGUACAUCUGCCGUACAUCUGCCGUACCUGAACAUACGAGUCUGUGUCGUACGACUUCGUACGCUUCAUACUCAGCAUGGAUGCAUGCAUGACGCCCUGUACACCUAGAAGUAGAAGUAAGAUAGGAAACGGAGGGGAGGUAGGCCUAGUAAGCAGCGAGUUGAGAGGUCUGUGCAGCCACAGUCAGGGGUGCUGAUAGCGUACAGACGAGGGAAGGAGGGUGGUUUACAUGUGGGGCCGAGUGUGGGCCACAGGGCGGGGUAGGAUGAGACAUUGGGCAUGCGCAGCAUGUCGUGCAGGCAUGGGCAUGAUAGAGGCUUGGGGUCAUGCAACAAUCCCUUGGUUGGGGCCUGCUGGUGUUUAUUGUUCUCCAUAUUGUUGCGUUGUUUGCCAUCGCUGCCACCGUUACUGUACUUUCACGUAUUGCCGUAUAUCCACCGUACUCGUGUUACUCGGCUUUGUUGAAUUUGGCACCCUAGCGUUUGUUUGAAGCGUUCGUCCGUAGACGACAUUCGACGUAAUGUGGACCCAGUGCGCCCUCGCUGGCCCACGGGUCACUCUUUCACAAAGCAAAGGAAGCGGUCUAUGGAGUCGCAUAACCUGUUUGCUUGGCUUUUCCUAGCACCAACGCGAAGGAAUGUGCGCGUGAAUGCGGAUGGGACGAAGGUGCUGGAAGAGUUGAAUGAUGCACAGUGGUAGGACAACAAUUCCUUGCGAAUUGCAUGCUUGGGAGCGAAAGGCCAUCAAAAUAAGUAUGAGAAGUCAGAUACGCAAAAACAGAGCAAAUACCGAGGCCAGAUGCACUGUACUGCUGUUAUGCUGUGCUGGAAUGGAGGAUGACGCGCUCGGCCUCGUGAAGAACCUGUGAAAAGUAUGCGUAACCGCUA
This is a messenger RNA of Astrephomene gubernaculifera, 2008 nucleotides long. NCBI's taxonomy places the organism in Eukaryota, Viridiplantae, Chlorophyta, Chlorophyceae, Chlamydomonadales, Astrephomenaceae. The record is from the annotation of a GenBank genome assembly.